Rhododendron vialii is the source of this 3886-nucleotide messenger RNA. Its product is annotated as mitochondrial pyruvate carrier 1-like. Gene Ontology annotation, biological process: pyruvate import into mitochondria. The transcript has 7 exons. Gene Ontology annotation, cellular component: mitochondrial inner membrane. NCBI's taxonomy places the organism in Eukaryota, Viridiplantae, Streptophyta, Magnoliopsida, Ericales, Ericaceae. Bases 2584 to 2823 code for a protein of 79 amino acids. The record is from RefSeq and is a predicted model, not a curated record.
AAUACAAACCCCUCACACACAAAACCCUCUCUCAGACGCUCCCUCCUCUCUCUCUCUCUCUCACACACACACACACACACACACACACACACACACACACCCUUUCGAUCGGCGAUUUGGCCCUCAUCUCUCUCUCUCUCUCUCUCUCUCUCUCUCUCUCUCAGACGAUCAUACCCCCCUCUCUCUCUCAGUCGAUAGGCGAUUCGAACCCCUUCUCUCUCUCACUCGCCAGUCAGCAGUCAACCCCCUGGCUGCGGCGGGGGCGCCGAUCCUCUGCGGACGCGGGGACAAGAGGACGAAGAAAGGGAAGAGGUUCAAGGGAUCGUACGGAAACUCGAGGCCGAAGAAGGAGAAGAUGAUCUAGCGAAUUAAAGACAAGAUCAGAUGUGCCGGUCCGCCCCUUGGCCCCGCCUUUUUAAGCUCAUCUGAUGUUUCUUGCUUUUCAUAGGAGACGUAGUAAUGCAAAUGUGUUUGAAAACCUAGGGUUAGGAUUUUUGGGAUUCGUAGCUUUGUAGCCCUAAUUCUCAUCGAUCAAGAAUUCAAAUUUGUAAACCGUUAGUAAUUAGAGAUCUCUUUAUAUUCUCUCUCUCAUACCCACCGCCCCACCCACAACGGCCACACCCACACAUGAAACCCCCUCCUCUCUCUCUGGUACAGUUAUCUUUCUGUGAUUUUCAGAGCAUAAUGAACAUGUCUGUUUCUUUUUUGUUUAUUCAUUCAAUUUGAUUUCUCACUGAUAACCUUCUUGGUCAAGAGAUAGGCUUUUUUCAAUUUGAUCAUGUCACAACUGUCUUGGUUGUUUUGAUGAUUGUGUAAUUAAUACUUUGUGUUAAUGAAAGUAGAGAAAAUGAGUUGCAUUGAAUUUAUUCCUAAUUUACUUUCUAGCACUUUCUCCUAAUCAUGCACUAUUAUAUAGUUUUAGUUAAACUGAGUUAAGCCAUAACCCAUUGGUUAGGGAAUUAAAGAGUGGAAAAACAUUAGAAGAUAGCGCCUACUAGGUGUUUGACUAAAUGCCGAGCAAUGGGUUACGAGAUAAGAGGAUUAAGGGCAUCCAAAAUAGUUUAAAUUCUAUAUAUGUUGGCUGACGGGGAAGGCUCUUAUAGAUGGGAUUAUGAAAAAAGGGGAGGAUUUCAAACAGUUUGUGACAUGCUUCACACUUGAAUUGUGUCAUUUGAACACUCUAGAUAUUUGUCCAUUUGAACAUGGUUUUGUGAUGCAAUACCAUUAAACAUUAGAAUCCUAUGUUGGGUAUUGUGUUUGUUUAUUGGUUGUGCUUGACUUAGUUUUUUUUGUUGGCUAUGCUAUGGUUACCACUUACACUUUCAAAUUUUGGCAAGACCUACCAUUUUGUACAAGUAUCAAUACUCUUGUAAUAAAACAGCAAACGUUGGUUGCCAAGCCGCGAAAAUACAAAAUACCCCUUAUAGGAUUACCCUUGUAGUUUGAAUUGGAGGGUAGGGUCGUCAUUUUGCCUUGUUUGGAAGACCUACACCGAAUAAUUUUUCGGGUAAAAGCUACGUAUUUUUGUAUUUUUUACUGAAAAAAGCUACUACCUCCGUCCCAAAAAGUUGGCACUUUCGGGAGUGUGCCAUUUUCAAUCGCCUAUAUUGUUCAAUGUGAAUGUCAAAAAAUAUGCUAUAUGGAUCUUGUUUGAUAGAUCUUAAUUAAUUCUAUUAAACAAAGUUUUCAAAAUCACAUAAAACUUUAUAAAUCGAAAGAUAUAAGCGAUCAAAAAUGGCAUGCAGUCCCAAAAGUGUCCAACUUUUUGGGACGGAGGGAGUAAUGUUUUUUCCGGAUUUUGCUGAAAUUGUGUACUCUUUUACCCAGAUUUUACCAUUUUGCCCUUUUAUUUGCGUACUGUUUGUUCUUAGUUGUUGGGGUAUUUUAGGCUUUCCCAGUCCAUGUAGAGGGCUGUUCCCUUAUUUUGCAGCGUCUUCUCUGGCCUCUUAUCUCGCCUUUACCUGUGUUUUCCGUUUCUUUGUCGACAAGGAAUUUCUUCAAAUAUGGCUUUCACAAUUGUAAUUCCUAAGCCUAUUUAGGUUAUUGUCGUUGGAGAGAGAGAGACUGGUUACUGUUUGAGCAGCUUCAUAGAGUACUCUAAGAACUGUUUCUGCUUCGAACGGCGUCACAAAGUUCUCUUUUGAUUGAAGAACUCUUCUAGUGGCUGUGGAUGAAAGAUUUUUGGGAAGGAUAGAGAGAAGCUGUCAUGCGAUUUGCUAUUUGAAAGAUCUCUCUGAAUAUACACUUACCCACGUACAGUACAUAGAUACAAUCAACUACUUGUAUUUCUAGAUUUUGUAGCCUGAGAUGUUUGAGGAAGCUACGACUCUUUGAUCAGCUUGUACCGCAACGAGAGAUGUCUGAAGCACAAGCCAAACCAGGGCCUAUGGUUCCAGAGUCAAUGCUGAAAACAGAGAAGAGGAGUGAGUAGUGGGCUUUGAAGAAGAAGGAAGAGCUUGCAGCUAUGAAAAGGAAGAAUAUUGAAUCAGAACUAAAGAAAUAUAUGAAUUAGUAUGAGGAGGAGAUGGUGGAUGUAAGCAACGAAAAGCUGGGCAAAGAGUUAUUGAGUUGUAGCUGUCCUAUAUGGCUUCCUUUGGAUCGUUCUUGAACAAUCCAAUUGGCCCUAAAACAACUCAUUUUUGGGGUCCUGUUGCUAACUGGGGAUGUGUAAUUGCUGGGCUGGUGGACAUGAAGAAACCCCCUGAAAUGAUCUCUGGCAACAUGGCUGGAGCAAUGUGCAUAUAUUCUGCAUUGUCCAUGAGGUUUGCAUGGAUGGUACAACCUCGCAACUAUCUGCUUCUAGCAUGCCAUGCCUCAAAUUAGAUGGUGCAGCUCUAUCAUCUCCCAUGGUGGGCUAAGGGCAAUGGUUUUAUCUUUGCCUGUUUGUUGGUUUAGGAGAGGUAAUAUGGAUUGAAAGUCAAGCCUUAUUCAACAUGGACUCUCAAUCUUCACUGCUUGGUAUUAGCAAAAUUAAGGCAAUGUUCCAAACUAGACCUCGCUUAUGUGCAAAACUUUCUUGACAGUGGUGAUUUGCACAUAGCCAAACUUGCAUGGCAUGUGUGAAAUGUGGCGAUGGAUGAUUGAUUGGCAGUUGGUGGUGUCUUGAAGGGCCGGGAAAACCCAUUUGGGUGGAAGUUUGUUGUCAGAAAGGUUUUAGAAAUGUAGUUAAGUUGAUUGUGUUUGAUUUUGUUUAGUUAUGGCCCCUAAAUUAGACUUAGAGGAAGAUUAUGUAGAGAAAAUUUGAAAUACAGUUGUUACAAUACUAUUAGGCCCCGUUUGAUAACCCUCCAGGGGUUGGGAUUGGAUUGGUAGAGUGGGGGUAUUAUCAAUACCUUGUUUGUUUUCCCAAAAAUGGUCCGGACUAUCAAUCCGGUGGGAUUGCUAAGACCCAACUUGGGGGUAUUGCUAAUACCCUCUUGGAGAUGGUAUUGGUAAUCCCAUCCCAACCUCUCCUCAUUAUCAAUCUCUUCUCAUUACCAAUCUCUUCUAUCAAUCCAAUCCCGUCAUCUAAUCCCAUCUCAAACAAACAUAAUAUUAAUAAUCCCAUCAUCGAAUCCCAUCCUAAACAAACAUACUCAUUACCAAUCCCUUCUUAUUACCAAUCCCAAUCUUAAUCUCAUCUCCUUACGAAUCCCAUCCAUCUAUCAUUGUUAUCAAACGGGGCCUUACAGUAUGAUUUUUCUUCCCAACUGAAAGUCCCUUUGCACUUCAGUUAUCCCUUUUCGUUGAUUGUUUCUUCUGUUUUUUUUUUUUUUGGAUGGGCAUUGUUUCUUCUUUUGUUUCUUCUAACAUUUGUGAUUUGUGUCUUCUGAUGACACUGAGCAAUAAGCACGGGCAUUAGACUAGUAGUAUCAAUUGACAAGUCUUACCGGGGGUUAUUUUAUUC